AUGUCUGCCUAUAACUGUUCUGAUCCUAGUUCUGCAAGCAAUGGAUAUUUUGUGAUUGCUAAGCCUUAUUACGUGGAUGGAGACCGGGUAUACUACUAUUGUGAGUAUUCCUACUUCUUACAAGGGAACCCCAUCAGAGAGUGUGAUGGAGAUACCGGAAACUGGACCGGGAAAGCCCCCACCUGUACGACAACCACUACCACUACGACCACUACUACAGCGGCUCCGGUAAAUGAGUGGUUAUACAUGUCCAUUGGUCUUUCCUCCUUCCUGUCGGUGAUUUUUGUGUGUAUUGUAUCCCUGGUUAUUCUUAAAUAUUGCCACAUACUAUGCAGGCAGAAAACACGAGUUAGAGACGACGAAGAGGAAGUUGAGACCGGAUGUUGUUAUACCUGUUGUCUUCACUGUUGCACUCUGGGAUGUCGUAGAUGUUACCCAAACAAUAACAUUACUUCCCAACCUGCCCCUGAAUUACCCAUUCAGUCCCCUGAACAAUCACCUAAACCCAGUGUGAAAUCCAUGAGUAUGCAGACAGAGAGCCCAGUGCGUUUACAAUUACAGGAGGUAGUGUCAUCAAAGAGAGUGGCAAAGGAACUGAAAAAUUACUGGAAACCUCAUAAACACGAUAUCCGGCCAAAUAAUCAAAGUACAAACUGA
Saccostrea echinata is the source of this 657-nucleotide messenger RNA. RefSeq lists its product as uncharacterized. The transcript is spliced from 3 exons. NCBI's taxonomy places the organism in Eukaryota, Metazoa, Mollusca, Bivalvia, Ostreida, Ostreidae. The coding region runs from base 1 to 657 and encodes 218 amino acids. The record is from RefSeq and is a predicted model, not a curated record.